AUGAAUCAAAAUUAAAGGAAAUUCGUUAGAUGUUUCAAUUGUAAUAUCAAACCUGCAACUCUCAAAUGUUUUGAUUGUAAUAAAAAUGAAGUAACAAAAUUAUGUUAUCAUUGUGAUUCUGCUUUGCAUAUUGAAUAAGAUCAUUAAAAAUAAAUAAUUCCUUAUGAUCAAAUGGUUAUAAAUGAAGAAAAAACAAAAUCAGUGACUCCUGAAAAAUAAUAAGAAUCUACACCUCAUUCGAGUUCUAUUUUGAGAUCUAGAAUUUAAAAAAAUGAAGAAAAUACUAAUUAUUUAAACAAUAAUGAUGAAUAAUUAAAUAAUAAUUAAAUUAAGUCUAUAGAACUAAAAUAUAAAAUAAAAUUGUAAGAAUAGGAGAAUACUAUUAAUGUAUUGAAAUAACAUAUAGAGAAUAUUGAGAAUAAACAUAAAGAAAACAUAUCAAAGAUGAGAGAUUAAUAGAUUAAAGCACAAGAUGAGAUUUUUAAAAAAUAAGAAGAAUAAAUUUAUGAAAUAAAUAAAUUGAGAAAAUCUUAUGAUGAUAAAAUAGCAUAAUAUGUCUCUUAAAUUGAUAGUGAAACUCAAUUUAAUAAUUCUCUUUAAUCAAAAUUAGAUGAGUUAAGGUAAUACUAUUAUAUAUUUUACAAGAAAUGUUCAUUAAAUAAAAUAAUAAGAAGCAUAAUAAACAAUAUCUCAAUUAAGAGCUGAAAUUGAAAGAAGAAAGUUUACAGAAGAAUAAAUUUAAAUUGAUGCUGAAAAUAAACAGAUUAAUUUGAAGAAAGAACUAUAAUAAGAAUUUGAAAAAAAUAUAACAAUAUUGAAAAAUGAUUGUGCUUUUUAAAUAGAAGAAUUUAACUAAAAAUUAGUAGGUAAAAAUGAAUAAAUUUAAUCUAUGCAUUAAUAAAUAUAACAAUUAUAAAAUAGUUAAAAGGAUAUUGAAUUCAUAUGGUUAAAGAAAUUAUAAUAUGAAUAGUAGUAAUAGGAAGAGUUAAAGUAAUAGAUAAUUUAAUUGAUAGAAUUAAAUACAUAUAAAGUAAGGAUAAUUGUGAAGCUUUGAAAAAAGAAAUAAAAAAUCUAUAAUCUGAGAUAUCUAUAUAUUAAAAAGAAAAUGAAUUAUUUUAAAAAGAGAAAAUAUCAUUAACUAAAUAAUUGAAUCAUUAAAUGUAAAAAAAAGAGAAGAUGAAUCGAUUCAUAUAUGGAUCUAAGAAAUCAUAAACAAAAAUCAAAAUGUGA
This is a messenger RNA of Paramecium primaurelia, 1230 nucleotides long. NCBI's taxonomy places the organism in Eukaryota, Ciliophora, Oligohymenophorea, Peniculida, Parameciidae. The record is from the annotation of a GenBank genome assembly.